GAGAACAAUGAGGGGACCUUAAUCUACUGGGCAGAGUGGACAUGUUGUCGCUGCAUGUACUUUCUUUUGUAGGUUCUAUCCUUGGAAUACAUGUACAUGCUGCGAUAACGCCGUAGAUAGUGAGAUGAACUGGAGAGUGAUAGCCUUUGCUGUCAUCUGCAUUGUUGUCGUCGUUGAGGCGAGGAGAAAAGGCAAGGGCCCAGUAAAGUGUGGUCACACUGAAGUAGCGGUAAGACGAUGGCGCCGUCGAGACCGCUUCUGCAGGCCUAUGCUUACCCGGCCAUCGCUCAGGUGGAAGCGCCGUUCGUGUAUCUGCAAGCCGGGCUACGUACGGAAUGCGUGGAAUCAGUGCAUUCCGGCGAACGAGUGCAACAGAUGUAAGCGACUGCGGCGCAUGGACUACAACCUGUGCGAGACCGCCUGUCCGCUCACGUGCGGCCAGCCGAUACCCAGGUUCUGUCCAAUGGAGUGCGUGAAGGGCUGUUCCUGCCCUCCUGGAUACGUGAUAGACCCGAGGCGUAGGACAAAGUCGUGCAUAUCGGCCAGGUGGUGCCCUCCUAUGUGUCCGGCCAAAGCCCGAUUUCGUCUCUGCGUUUCCACCUGUGAACCAAGGUGCGACACACCCAGGCCGAAGAAGUGCGUCAAGCGGUGCUACGGAGGCGACUGCGUCUGCAAGUGGCGUUACGCCAAGAUUUUUCAACGCGGCCAAAUGUAUUGCGUGCGCCGUAGGGAUUGUCCCAAUCGCUACAAGCAGUUGUACGGGAACUUCUAUUGGAACCUGCUUGGAAAUGAUGCAUACUAACGCACCACGCUCGUAGCAUUCUAAGUGCAGAUAUCAAGCUAAACUAUGGAAGGCGCAGAGGGCGGGUAUUGUCGAAUCAAAUUGAACAGCCUCAGUUAGGAGCCGGAACGCCCAACUAUAAAAUAAUUUUCCCCGCUGAGGCAGAUUCCCUUCAUCUUCUACGUGUUCACAUCGUUUGAGAUGUAAGCACGGCGGCAAGCGAACUCAAUAGUCUGAAUCGUGACAAGAGGUUUGUAUACUAAACUGUAUACUAAGCAAAAUGGACAAGACGGCGACAAAAAAAGAAACAAGGCUAAAUAAAUACUGUAUGUCAGAACGUAACCUCGGCUCUCUCAGGCCCUUCAAAUUGCUUCGACCUUUUUUCUUUACACGUGCUGUCUACGGCGUUAUCGGAAAUUGAGCAACGCUAUACAAAUGGUGUUAUUGCAUUAUUGAGCAAAGAAAACGUACAUGUCACUUGCCAAGCUGAACGAAGUUGCAGAACGCUUUCGUCGAAUAUGGCGCGUUUUGCCACUGCAGUUCACUAGGAGUAUGUUGUACCAUAAGAGUUGGUAACUUUUAUUAUUUACGCUGCUUGUAAUUGAACGGAGGGUCUCAGGAGAAAUCAUGGAAGGACCAUCCCUUUGCGCCUGUAGGGUGUAAGACGAUGGACUGUGCCUUCAUUAGAAGAACUGCACGUUGCAUGCGGUGGCACCGAUGCGAUCCAAGGUGACUGCAACAUCUAAUAGGCCACCUGCAGAGUGAAUCCUUUUCGCGAAAGCGAAAUUUCUUGAAAUAAAACACUGUGUUUUUGACAUUGUA
This is a messenger RNA of Dermacentor andersoni, 1603 nucleotides long. RefSeq lists its product as uncharacterized. NCBI's taxonomy places the organism in Eukaryota, Metazoa, Arthropoda, Arachnida, Ixodida, Ixodidae. The record is from RefSeq and is a predicted model, not a curated record.